This is a messenger RNA of Arvicanthis niloticus (Nile rat), 3169 nucleotides long. NCBI's taxonomy places the organism in Eukaryota, Metazoa, Chordata, Mammalia, Rodentia, Muridae. The record is from RefSeq and is a predicted model, not a curated record.
GCCAGUUCCUCUCUCACCGAGCCGGGCCUGGGCGCCUCCCGGCCGACGUUCUGCAGCUAGUAACGUGCUGCAGGCCGGGCACUGUCCCCCAAGCAGUGUGCCCACAAGCCCGGGCCACGCGUCCUACGACCCGGGCCCGCAGCUGCUUCCCAGGCGGGCCCCGCAAGGCUAUCCCGUCGCGUGCUCAGCUUUUAACCGAAGUCACCGUGGAGUUCCGCCGCCCCGAAACUUCCACCGCGAGCGAGAAAUAUGGGAUGUAUUAAAUCAAAAAGGAAAGAGAAUCUGAAUGACGAUGGAGUAGAUAUGAAGACUCAACCAGUACGUAAUACUGAACGAACUAUUUAUGUGAGAGAUCCAACGUCCAAUAAACAGCAAAGGCCAGUUCCUGAAUCUCAACUUUUACCAGGACAGAGAUUUCAAACAAAAGAUCCAGAGGAGCAAGGAGACAUUGUGGUGGCCUUGUACCCCUAUGAUGGCAUCCACCCAGAUGACUUGUCCUUCAAGAAAGGAGAAAAGAUGAGAGUUCUAGAAGAGCAUGGGGAAUGGUGGAAAGCGAAGUCCCUUUCAUCAAAGAGAGAAGGCUUCAUUCCCAGCAACUAUGUGGCCAAAGUCAACACCUUAGAAACUGAAGAGUGGUUCUUCAAGGACAUAACGAGGAAAGAUGCAGAGCGACAGCUUCUGGCCCCAGGGAACAGUGCAGGAGCUUUCCUUAUCAGAGAAAGUGAAACUUUAAAGGGAAGCUUUUCUCUUUCGGUCAGAGAUUAUGACCCUGUGCAUGGUGAUGUCAUUAAGCACUACAAAAUUAGAAGUCUGGACAAUGGUGGCUAUUACAUCUCUCCACGGAUCACCUUUCCCUGUAUCAGUGACAUGAUUAAGCAUUACCAAAAGCAGUCUGACGGUUUAUGCAGAAGACUGGAGAAGGCAUGUAUUAGUCCCAAACCACAGAAGCCAUGGGAUAAAGAUGCCUGGGAGAUCCCCCGGGAGUCCAUUAAAUUGGUGAAAAAGCUCGGCGCAGGACAGUUUGGGGAAGUCUGGAUGGGUUACUAUAACAACAGCACAAAGGUGGCUGUAAAGACCCUCAAGCCGGGCACCAUGUCUGUGCAGGCAUUCCUGGAAGAGGCCAACCUCAUGAAGACCUUGCAGCAUGACAAGCUAGUGCGACUCUAUGCAGUGGUCACCAAGGAGGAGCCUAUCUAUAUCAUCACCGAGUUCAUGGCCAAGGGUAGCUUGCUGGAUUUCCUUAAGAGUGAUGAAGGUGGCAAGGUGCUGCUCCCAAAGCUCAUUGACUUUUCAGCACAGAUUGCAGAAGGCAUGGCAUACAUCGAGCGGAAGAACUACAUCCACCGUGAUCUGCGAGCUGCUAAUGUCCUGGUCUCUGAGUCACUCAUGUGCAAGAUUGCAGACUUUGGCCUGGCGAGAGUCAUCGAAGAUAACGAGUACACAGCAAGGGAAGGUGCGAAGUUUCCUAUCAAGUGGACAGCUCCAGAGGCCAUCAACUUUGGCUGCUUCACUAUCAAGUCUGAUGUGUGGUCCUUCGGGAUUCUCCUGUAUGAAAUCGUCACCUAUGGGAAGAUUCCCUACCCAGGGAGAACCAAUGCAGAUGUGAUGAGUGCGCUGUCACAAGGAUACCGAAUGCCACGCAUGGAGAACUGCCCGGACGAGCUCUAUGACAUCAUGAAAAUGUGUUGGAAAGAAAAGGCAGAGGAGAGGCCGACUUUUGACUACUUACAAAGUGUCCUGGAUGAUUUCUAUACUGCCACGGAGGGGCAGUAUCAGCAGCAACCGUAGUGGGUGUGGAGACCAGCCCAUUGUAGUUAGUAGGAAAAGCAACCUCGGUGGAGCUAACUAUCUCACGCCAGGACCCUCUGUGUUCCUGGUUCCUGGUGGACAUGAUGAAUUAACUCAGGAAGAACAACCUGGACACAGGAUGCUGUUUCUUAAAAGGUUGGCCACUGCUCAAUGUGACCGCAGUCAGAAUACAAAUACCUGCUCUGUCCAAUAUGCACACUGGCUCUACAUGGGCCAAGUGACUCAGGUUCAGAGACUGUCGCAACAAAUUCCCAGAUGCAGCAAGAACUAAACUCAUUAGCAAAAAUAACCCCCCGUGCACAGCAGGUGCUCCCUUACCUUCUCAAUGCUUUGGCUUACUUUCUUAAAAACUACUAAUCUAGCCUGUUAGAUUUUACAGGUGAAGCCACCAGCUUUAAAAUGUCUUUUCUAAAUCUGAAUGUUUUUUGCUCUGGAAUUUGAUUCCUUCUCACCUCCCACCCCUCCCCCAGAAAAUAAGACUAUUAAACAUUUCCCUUUGUGGUAAAAUCACUGGACAGGAGGCAGCACGUGCUGACCCUGCAGGAGCGCUAUGCGCGCUAUUGCAUGGGCACACAGAAGGACCACUGCUGAACUGGAUCUCUUUGGAGCUACACCACUGCCCAGACCUCCCAGCGAAAGCAGGAAAGCCUCAAGCUCUGCUCUGUAGAGGAAUGUUUUUAAUGGUCUGGGUAUUUCAAUUACAGGAUUCUCUAAAGGCUUUUUUGAUGGUGUCCUUUAGGAGAAAUAUAAGUGUCUGUCUAAUCUAUCAGGACUUUAUGAGACCAUUCAAGAACACAAAGCAUUUCUCUCAUUGCCUCAAGUGACUCGAACGUUUUAUAAAUCAUAUAUUUUAGUUGUACUCUAAAAAAGUUAAAAUGUCAUAUUUGGAGCUAUUUUUGUGACUCAGUAAUCUUUUCUAAAAUGUGUAAGAUGUGCGAGAGACUAUUUACAGGAAGGAAGCAGGCAAUCAUGAAGAAACCUCUGGUGAGCAGAGCAGUUUUGUUACCUGGGUUUUCCACUGUAAACUCCAAUUGGAAACUGCUGUGUCUGCCCCUUUCACUUACGUUACUGUGUACAUACUUAAUAUUUCUAUUUUUGAUUUUAUUUUAAUACACCCAAUAACAUCUUGAGGUUUUCGUCUUGCAUAUCAGAUUUUCACCUCUCGUCCAUGUAUGAAAAGAGUCAGUUGGUGGAGAAAGGGCAGGAAAUCAUUCUAUACAGUCACACUGCAUGAACUUGUGGAGGUCACACCUCCACGGCUGGAGCAUUUCAGGUUGGAAAGCUGAGGAAUUGAUGGCCUGGGUGACCAAGGAUCUGUUUUUAACAGGCUUUGCAAGCACCAUUAAAAUUGUAAUUUGUA